Jatropha curcas is the source of this 1398-nucleotide messenger RNA. NCBI's taxonomy places the organism in Eukaryota, Viridiplantae, Streptophyta, Magnoliopsida, Malpighiales, Euphorbiaceae. The record is from RefSeq and is a predicted model, not a curated record.
UUAGAAUAGCUUACAAAUAUUUUUCUAAAAAGCAAAAAGCUCCAGUAAAUGGAUUCAACUCUGACCCGAAUAUCUGCUCCAUUUUCGCUUAGUCACGCUCUCCUUUUGAUCAAUUCUCAAAGCCUAAAUUCUCUAUCACAUUCUCUAUCAUCGAGAAGAAUUUCUGUUGGGACAAUAUUAUGUUCCAAUUCGAAGCUGGAAAUAAGCACUCUCAAAAGCGAUGUCGUUUUUAAUGAGUCCGCUUUCGAGGCUGACAGGUUAAGACUCGACUCUAAGGCUCGAGAAUCUAUGGCCGAGACUUCUAAGAGGGAAAUGGACGCGGGUAUAGAAGAUGACCCGAAAGCUUGGAAAUGGGUCAUCAGGAAGAGAAUAUGGGAUUUGAUGGAGGCCCGUAACUUUGCUCAGAACCCACGUCCCGUUCACCAUCGAAUCCCAAAUUUUGUAGGAGCCUCAGCCGCUGCUAGGCAGUUGGCCGGGUUGGAGGUGUUUCAGAAUGCGGGUUGCGUGAAGGUUAAUCCGGAUUCUCCCCAGAAGCAAGUCAGGUUUCUCACGCUCUCUGGUGAAAAGAAGCUGUUGACUCCUCAACCCCGUUUAAGGACAGGGUUUUUCUCUGUUCUUGAAUCAAAUAUGUUGUCUCCUAACACCAUUAAUGAAGCAUGCACCUCUGUUGGGGUUGCCAAGUAUGGAAGGCCAAUUGGAUUGGAUGAAAAGAUCAAGGUUGAUCUAAUUGUCAUUGGAUCGGUUGCUGUCGACCCAAAAACAGGUGCUAGACUUGGCAAGGGAGAGGGAUUUGCAGAACUUGAAUAUGGAAUGUUGCGGUAUAUGGGAGCCAUUGAUGACUCGACUCCAGUUGUCACCUCUGUGCAUGAUUGCCAAAUUGUAGAUGAUAUUCCAGUUGAGAAAAUGCUUAUCCAUGAUGUUCCCGUCGACAUCAUAUGUACUCCCACCCAAGUCAUAUUUACAAACACAACCAUCUCCAAGCCUCAAGGUAUAUACUGGGAAAAAUUGUCUCCUGAGAAGCUUGGCCAAAUAAGGAUACUAAGAGAGCUCAAGAGGAGAAUUGAGAGGGAGAUUGUGCAGAAACUUCCCUCUGGACCGUCUGAAAAACUACCCCCUACAGCUCGGAGAAAGAAAUGAAAUGACUCCGGACGACUUCAGACGAGAUUCUGGAAAGGAUGAAAAAUUAGAUAAUAUGUUCAUUUGUGUUAUCUAGUUUCUGGCUUAAAGCGAUAAUUGCAAUAUACAAUGUUGUGUUUCAUGAAUUCGUGAUUGUAGAUCCUUAUGCAUAUUGUAUAUACAGUAUAAUCUCUGUAAAUUAAUACUUUUGAAAUCAUAUAAAUCUCUGUAAAACUCAAAAGGGUUUGAGAAGUUGAAGUUAUGAUAUUGAUUUAUUUUGUC